Messenger RNA from Mobula hypostoma (lesser devil ray), 664 nucleotides. Its product is annotated as protein NATD1-like. The record is from RefSeq and is a predicted model, not a curated record. The transcript is spliced from 3 exons. NCBI's taxonomy places the organism in Eukaryota, Metazoa, Chordata, Chondrichthyes, Myliobatiformes, Myliobatidae. The coding region runs from base 120 to 455 and encodes 111 amino acids.
CGUUGCCUCACGUGGUAUCACAGAUGAUUUCCUGUGGCAAUGUUUAUGUCAGUUUCUCGAGGCGAUCGGAGAAUAUGAACCCCUAAAGAGUGAGCGGAGAACGGCGGCUCCAAGCCGAGAUGGCCGAACCCAGCUCGAUCCCAAUCCAGGACGAAAACAACUGUCCAAUUAAAGUGGUCCACGACCGCAAGAGAAGGCAAUUCCAGGUCCGGCUGAACGAUUCACACGAGCGGGCAGUGCUUUUGUAUGAGUAUGUGGGAAAGAAAACCAUUGACCUGCAGCAUACUGAAGUCCCUGAUGCCUACAGAGGAAGAGGAAUAGCAAAGCUCAUGGCUAAGGUAGCCAUGAAACCAAGAAACACCAUGGGUGCCAUUUCAGAGAGAAACAGCAAACACACCUUCCCGGCACAAAAGAAGAAUGUCAACACCAUCAUCAACCGCCCGAAUGAAACAUAACAAAGAUAUUGGGCCCCAAAUCCCCAUUCCCUGAACACAAAAAAAAACUAACAAAAAUCGAACAAGAACAUUGUCUCCCAAACCCCCUCCCCCGCACAAAGCGCAUCAAGAACAUCAGCCUCCAAAUCACCCUCUCCCCACACAAAAACAAAACAGGUAGAUAAUCCCCAAACCCACCCCCGCUCCUUCACAAAACGUCACAAGAACAU